CUAGGUGUCGCUGUUUCUCUUCUCUUGCUUGUGCAUUCCACUUACGUCAUAUCCGGAUAUUUACAAGUACGGAUGUGAAUCCGGGGGCAACAUGACCUCCGCUGGAACGGUAAACAAAUAGCUUUAUUUUAUUUUUUUAUAGGACACAGAUAGAGUUCGGACGAAAACGCCUAAGAGUGGUAAAACGUGAGUGUUUUUAUUGUCAUCAUGGCUGGUUUGUUUUCCUGCUGUUUUGACUGCUGUGACCGCGGAAACUCCGGACACGUCGCGCUGAAAGAAAUGCCCACAGUGCAGCUGGACACCAGUCACAUGGGCACUGAUGUGGUUAUUGUAAAAAGUGGCAGAAGAAUAUGUGGCACAGGGGCCUGCCUCGCAAACGCCCCCCUCCAUCAAAACAAAAGCUACUUUGAGUUCAAGAUUCAGUCCACAGGUAUUUGGGGUGUAGGGGUGGCUACACAGAAAGCUAACCUUAACCACGUCCCAAUGGGCAGAGACGCACACAGCCUGGUGCUUCGGCAUGAUGGAACCGUGUACCAUAAUAACGAGGAGAGGAAUCGGUUACCGGCGAACAGCCUGCCACAGGAAGGAGAUGUAGUGGGUGUUUCAUACGACCACGUCGAGAUGAAUUUAUACCUAAAUGGGAAGAACAUGAACUGCCCAGCAUCAGGCAUUCGAGGAACAGUCUUUCCUGUAGUAUAUGUGGACGACAGUGCGAUUUUGGAUUGUCAGUUUAGUGACUUCUACCAUCCACCCCCUCAAGGCUACCAAAAGAUUCUUUUUGAGCAGCAGAUCUUCUGAUCCUCAUGCGACUCUGAGCACAUCAGCUUUCCAGACAGCAGUCAUCGUGUCUAAUUCCCACUACUAUACCUCUGGGGAAGUCCGGCUUUUGAAAUGACAUGCUCGUGAUUACAUGGUUGACGCUUUACUCUGCCAGUUCAAAAGUGCAUCUGACCAGUGUUAUAUCUUCAGUAAUUUUUUCGAUUCCUGUUCACAGUCAGAAUGCUUCAACCCUGCCUUGUUUUCUGUAUUAAAAAAAAUUAUUAUAAGGACUGUUUAUUUGUGCGUCUGCACAGAAAUCCUCCAAAUUCUCUUUGCACUUUGUUUUGGGUUACAAAUAAUGUGCUGCUUAAAAAAAAAAUCCAAUACAUUUAAACAAUAAUCUAACCUGAUUCUAUUAUUAAGGAUCCUCUUUCUAUAAAUGAGUUAAAUCAAAGUCAACUGACAAUGACAUAUUAUAACGGACCUAAAGUAAAACGUGAAUAUUUGCAAUGUUAGAGAAAUUUCCAAUUAUGGAAUAAGAUUUUGUGACUAUUUAUGUGUUCUUGAAUCUUUUUAAGCAAAAAUCUCUGUACUGCAUUAGUAUAAAACAAGCAAUGUCUUAAUUUUAAAUUUUGUUUUACAUGUGCUUAUACAGAAGUGACAAACAUAUGGUUUUACCAAAUAUCAUAAGACAGUACUAUCGGUUAAUUCACUACGUUUUGUUUAAUAUUUGUCUUUCUUUUUAUGUCUUCAUAGAUUUGCUUGACUAAUGCAACUAACAUAAUGUAAUAAACAAGAUGUAAAAGGUUGCAGGUUUUAAGUUAUUCUGUAUUUUUUCUUUUUGUGAAACAUUUUAUUUUAAGGUUCCCCUCAGAUACACUGUGCACUGAUUAGGCAGGGGAUGUUUGUGUGAUAUGUUAGUAUAGUAAUAAAAAAUAUAUAUACAGUA
Molecule: messenger RNA, 1708 nt
Organism: Clarias gariepinus (North African catfish)
Lineage: Eukaryota; Metazoa; Chordata; Actinopteri; Siluriformes; Clariidae
Gene: spryd7a
Product: SPRY domain containing 7a
Exons: 5
Coding region: 208-798 (196 amino acids)
Molecular function (GO): protein binding
Source: RefSeq, a predicted model, not a curated record